Messenger RNA from Neoarius graeffei (lesser salmon catfish), 2886 nucleotides. RefSeq names its product transmembrane channel-like protein 1. The transcript is spliced from 20 exons. The record is from RefSeq and is a predicted model, not a curated record. Gene Ontology annotation, biological process: detection of mechanical stimulus involved in sensory perception of sound; vestibular reflex. Gene Ontology annotation, cellular component: plasma membrane. Bases 1 to 2886 code for a protein of 961 amino acids. Lineage: Eukaryota; Metazoa; Chordata; Actinopteri; Siluriformes; Ariidae. Gene Ontology annotation, molecular function: mechanosensitive monoatomic ion channel activity.
AUGCUUCUUACUCAUCACUGGCCGAUCACGGAUUGGCUAGGUGUAUUGUCCUUUCAUACAUGCGCACGUACGUGCAAAAGCAUUUUUCUUAUUUUUCUUGAACGUACCCACAUACACACAGGGACAAAGUUACUGAGGAAUACAAUGCCGAGAGAGAAGCUCAUCACAUUCAAGAGUGAUGUCAGCAUUGAUGUGGAUGAUGGAGAUAAAAGUGGCAGCAUUUACUCUGUUGAAAUUGAUGCGGCUGGAAGAAGGCAGCGACAAGAGUUGGACAAAAAGAAGAGAGAAAGAAAGAGUAAAGCUGAAAAGGGACAAGUGCAGAGGCUACAGAUAAAAUCAGAUGAUCAUAACGGUGAAAGGAAAGGGAUAAAGAGAGGAGGAGAGGUAGUGGAGACUCCCAAGGAGCGAAAUAACAGUAAGAACAAGAGAACCAAGAAACAGCAGGAGGUAGCAGAAAAAGAAGAAGAGGAGGAGAAGAUGAAGAAAAUAAAGCAAGAAAACAUUAAAGAAGAUGAUCAAUCAAAAAAGAUGAAAAAGGAUCGGAAAAAGGCAACGGAGAGCAUCUUUGAUGUUUUCCAUGGCUCUGAGGUGAGCUCUUCAUCAGAUGAAGAGUUUGCGGUGGGUUCGCUGAGUGAGGAGGAGCUGGAGAAACUCAUGGAAGCUAUAGAUGAGAGGAAGAAGCUCAUCGCCACACUGAGAGCACAACCUUGGCCAAUGCACAAGAAAAUGUCUAUGCUCAGGAAGUCACAAGCAUUUAUAGAGAAAUAUGAGGGCACUUUAGGAAAAAGCAGAGGGAGGAAGCUAUAUGCCUACAAGGUCAGGAUAACAAAGAAAUGGGUGAAGUUUCAGAAAGACUUCAAUAACUUUAAGACAGCCUGCAUUCCAUGGGAGAUGAAAAUCAAGGAAAUUGAAAGUCAUUUUGGUUCAUCAGUAGCUUCCUAUUUCAUAUUUUUGCGAUGGAUGUUUGGCAUCAACAUCAUUCUCUUUGGCCUGUCCUUUGGGCUUGUUAUGUUUCCUGAGGCAUUAAUGGGGCGGCCAUAUGGGAGUAUUCCCAGGAAGACUGUCCCCAGGCAAGAACAAUCCAGUGCUUUGGACUUUGAUGUCAUAUGGAACAUUGGGGGCUACCUAAAGUAUUCUGUCCUGUUUUAUGGCUACUACAACGACCAGAGAACAAUUGGCUGGCUCAGGUUCCGCAUGCCCCUGUGCUACUUACUGGUUGGAUUGGGCAGUGUGGCUUACAGUUACAUGGUGGUCAUUAGAACCAUGGCACGUAACGCCAGUGAAGAAAGUGGAGGAGAUGACACCAACUUUAACUAUAGCUGGAAAAUAUUUACCAGUUGGGAUUACCUCAUUGGAAACCCAGAGACAGCUGAUAGCAAGUUUGCCUCCAUUGCCACAAACUUCAAGGAAGCCCUUGUUGAGGAGAAGGAGAGCAAAAAAGAUGAAAACCUCCAUUUGAAGAUACUCUUCCGCCUCCUGGCCAACGUCCUGAUUCUCAGCGUUCUAGCAGGAAGUGGUUAUCUCAUCUAUUAUGUAGUACACAGAUCUGAAAAGUUACUCCAGAAUAGGAUGGGCAAGUACAGCUGGUGGGAAAGAAAUGAGGUCAAUGUAGUGAUGUCUCUGUUAAGCACGUUUUGUCCAAUGUUGUUUGAUGCAAUAAGCAAUCUGGAAAAUUAUCACCCACGCAUUACCCUGCGUUGGCAACUGGGCCGUGUCUUUGCCCUUUACGUAGGCAACCUCUACAGCUUCCUCAUAGCCGUCAUUGACCAGAUCAACUUUACGAGGGCUGAAGAAGAGGAAAUGAAGACUAAUCUGACCAUAUGGCAGGCUAACAUGUAUAACAGGUCCAUAGCAGAGAAUUCAACCUGGUCUCCUUUAACAGUGGAUCCUGCAGAUGUACCCAGAGGACCUUGUUGGGAGACUAUGGUCGGACAGGAGUUUGUACGCAUGCUGAUUUCAGACACACUGACUAUUUACAUUGUGCUGCUGAUCAACGACUUCACCCGAUCAGUUGUGAUUCGUUUCCUGAACCACUGCUGGUGCUGGGACCUGGAGUACAGCUUUCCGUGCUAUGCCGAGUUCGAUUUGAGUGGGAAUGUGCUCAACCUCAUAUUCAACCAGGGAAUGAUCUGGAUGGGGACCUUCUAUGCCCCUUGUCUUCCAGCACUCAACCUCAUCAAACUGCAAAUAUCCAUGUAUAUACAAGCCUGGGCUGUUAUGUGCUGCAAUGUCCCUCAUACACGCGUCUUCAAAGUCUCACGCUCUAGCAACUUCUACAUAGCCAUACUGCUGGUCAUUCUCUUCCUCUCCACACUGCCCACCAUCUUCAGCAUCGUCUCUUUGCGUCCAUCCUUUGACUGUGGGCCUUUCAGUGGGAAAAGCCACAUGUAUGACGUGAUCCUGGAGAUGCUGCAGAUGGAUUUUCCAGCCUGGUUUGGAAAAGUGUUCAGCUACAUCUCAAACCCAGGACUGGCCCUGCCUUUCCUACUGCUCAUGGUCCUCACGAUUUAUUACCUCCAUGCCACAUCUAAAACAUACAAGCAGGUCAACACUGAUCUGAAAAAGAAACUGCAGGCUCAAUGUAAGGAGAGUAGAAGGAGGAGCAAACUUGUAGCAAAGGAGAAGGCGGAAUAUAUGAAGUUGGCUGAAAGCAUGGCUGCCACAGAACAACAGGACAAGCAGAGCAACAACAGUGUGUCUGGGAAAGACAGCAGAAAGAGCAGCAGAUGGAGUUAUUAUCUUCCUCCUCCUUCUCCGCCGCCGGAUAUUUACAGUGGGGGUCAAGGUUCUGGUCUCAAAUACUCUCCCAGACCUCCUUACACUCGACCCCCUGCACCCCGGUCUCACCUCAUGCACGGGCACCUACCAGGAUUUCCACCAUAUUAA